AAUUAUUGACUAUAUAUUGUAGUAGGCUAUUGUGUGGUUCUCACUUCUAAUUGAUUUGCACACCCAACAUUAAUGAUUAUUGUGUUUGUGAAUCAUGUGGGCCGAAUCACUUAGGUUACUCAAGAGUCGUCCAAUUUUUGUUGAUGACCGAAUAAGAGAAGUUUUUACCGCCUUUUCUUCUCUCUAUCGCUCUCGGAUUGAUAAUCAUGCCGCAAUUUAAUGCAUUAACUUUUUUAGGUAAUCCAGGGGUAAAGAUUAACCCCUACCUAACUCCCUUCCACUCCUUUUCUCUUCCCAGAGUUAACAUCAUGGAAAACUUUUAAAACAUAGGGAAUUCAGAUGCAAUUGAAACAGAAAUUAAGCACGGGAGAAUCGCCUGAUCCUCCUUUUGAGGAGACAUACAAGAAACUUUUUGACGACAUAAGAAUGGGAAAGUCAUCAAAAAUAAAAUACCAAAACCUCUUCGUUGUAGAAGAAUGUGAGUUGCCAUUGAUAGAUCUUGAGCAACUAAACGGAAUAGAAUUAGACAGAGAAGAAUGCAAGAGGAAAAUAGCCAAAGCUUCACAAGAAUGGGGUUUUUUCCAAGUAGUGAACCAUGGAAUAUCACACGAUAUAUUAGCAAAAAUGCGAAUGGAGCAAAUUAAGCUAUUCAAGAAGCCAUUCCAUGAGAAAAUGAAUGACAAGAAUCUCAAAUUCUCAGCAGGAAGUUACCGGUGGGGAACUCCUUCUGCUACAUGUCUUCAACAACUUUCUUGGUCUGAAGCUUUCCACGUACCUCUCACUGAUAUCACCAAUUCAACUGAUUUUAGCAGCCUCAGCUCCACAAUGGAACAGUUUGCAACAACACUAUCUGAAUUAGCACAUAAAUUAGCAAGGAUUUUGUCGGAGAAAAUGGGAUAUAAGUCGAAAUAUUUCAGAGAAACAUGUUUGCCAAGCACUUGUUACCUUAGGAUGAAUAGAUAUCCAGCAUGCCCUAUUUCACCAGAAAUGUUUGGAUUAAUGCCACACACUGAUAGUGACUUCCUCACUAUAUUGCACCAAGAUGAGAUUGGAGGAUUGCAGUUAGUAAGAGAUGGGAAAUGGAUCUCUGUUAAGCCCAAUCCUGAAGCACUUAUCAUCAACAUUGGAGAUUUGUUUCAGGCUUGGAGCAAUGGUGUUUAUAAAAGUGUUGAGCACAGGGUUGUUACAAACAAAGCAAAAGAGAGAUUCUCAACUGCAUUUUUCUUAUGCCCAUCAUAUGACACAGAAAUACGGAGUUGUUUUGAGCCUUCUGUUUAUAGAAGAUUUACCUUUAGAGAAUUCAGACAACAAGUCCAAGAAGAUGUUAAGAAAUUUGGUUAUAAAGUAGGUCUCCCUAGGUUUCUUGUGUCAACUCAUUAAUCUCAACAUUUUUUGUAGUAAUUAAAUUAAAAAUGCAUAUAUAUUAUGGUCACAUUUGACCUUUUAAAUAGUGUAUAGGAAAAAUGUGUAAGUCAAUCUUUCUCUUUCUGAGUUUUAAUUUAGAACAAGUGUAUAUCUUAUAUAUACUGCCUAUAUAAAUUAUACGUUGUACCUGUUAGGGGUUUUGCCA
This is a messenger RNA of Lycium barbarum (goji berry), 1570 nucleotides long. RefSeq names its product gibberellin 2-beta-dioxygenase 8. Bases 340 to 1380 code for a protein of 346 amino acids. The record is from RefSeq and is a predicted model, not a curated record. Gene Ontology annotation, molecular function: dioxygenase activity. The transcript has 4 exons. Lineage: Eukaryota; Viridiplantae; Streptophyta; Magnoliopsida; Solanales; Solanaceae.